Molecule: messenger RNA, 2619 nt
Organism: Aspergillus homomorphus CBS 101889
Lineage: Eukaryota; Fungi; Ascomycota; Eurotiomycetes; Eurotiales; Aspergillaceae
Product: PDPK1 family serine/threonine-protein kinase
Exons: 2
Coding region: 53-2593 (846 amino acids)
Biological process (GO): intracellular signal transduction; peptidyl-serine phosphorylation
Molecular function (GO): protein serine/threonine kinase activity; ATP binding
Source: RefSeq, a predicted model, not a curated record
CCCCAUCCUCUACAACAGGUCGGUUUGAAUCUCAAACCGCCUAUCUUUAAUCAUGGAUGGGGAUCUCAGUCUCUCCCAGUCCUUGGGAGGUCUACGCAUUGCCAACCCCGAUGAUGCUUCGUUACAUUCGUCGGAAGAUGCAUCAACACCCGCCGCGGGCGCUGCUUCUGUAGCAGAUUCCGACCUGGUACGCGAUUCCACAACCUCCGAACGACCAGAAACUGCCUCCUCUACCCAUCUCCCUCGACCGCCGGCACCUCCCUCGAGCUCCGAAGUCCAAGAAGCCCUCGCCUCCGUACAGGUCGAGUCCUCUACCCGGACGUUCGAGAGUCGGAGCUCAAUUUACAGCCCAUUCUCAGAACCUCCUCAACAACAACAACCCUCACAACCCUCACAACCAAACUCCCAAUACUCUCCUUAUGUGUCCCAGCAGCAACCCAACCCGGGCCCCCAGUCCUCCUCCCGUCCGCUCUCCUCGUUCUACGCGAACGGAUCCACAUCCACCCUGGCAGCUCGAGAAGGCUCCUAUCGGAUCCGUACCGAUUCCGCCGCGUCUUCCGCCUCGGAAAGUCUUGCCCGAGCAGAAUCUCGUGGAGGCUCCGCGGCCUAUCAGGCAGGAGUUCCCGUACGCGAUAGCAAUCACAAUGACCGGUUAUAUCGUACGGCACAAUUGCCCCCUGGGAAUGGGCCAAUGGUGAUGCGUCAGUCCUCACGAGCUCACAGGGGCGGUGGCCCAUCGACCGGCUCCCCGUAUACCAUGGAGAACGGCCCCAGCUCGAGCAGUGAAGACUGGCAAGAUCGCGGUGCAGCCGUGGCAGUCCGGCAGGAAAUCGACGCUAAUGGCAAACCGGUCGCGCGUUAUAUCAAAAAGGGGGUUCGCGAUUUUUCGUUCGCUCAUACGCUCGGAGAGGGCUCUUACAGUACCGUCGUACUAGGCACAGACCGCCAGACGCUCAAGGAAUAUGCGAUCAAGAUCUUGGACAAACGGCACAUCAUCAAGGAAAAGAAGGUCAAAUAUGUCAACAUCGAGAAGGACACCCUCAAUCGACUUACAGAACACCCUGGCAUUGUCCGGCUGUACUAUACAUUCCAGGACGAACGGUCAUUAUACUUCGUCUUGGACCUUUGCAAGGGAGGCGAGUUGCUUGGAGUACUCAAGCGCAUGACAACCUUUGACGAAGAAUGCACGAGGUUUUAUGGUGCCCAGAUCCUCGACACAAUCGACUAUAUGCAUAAACGCGGCGUCAUUCACCGAGACUUGAAACCGGAAAAUGUCCUGCUCGACGGCCAAAUGCACAUCAAAAUCACCGACUUUGGAACGGCUAAGAUCCUCAAGAGUCAACGGAAGCCACAACCCAACUCCAGCGGAAUGCCUCCGCUCGAUGCGGCCGAUAUGUCCGAGGAUGAACGCGCCAGCUCAUUUGUGGGCACGGCUGAAUAUGUUAGCCCCGAGCUAUUGACCGAUAAGAAUGCUUGUAAGGCCAGUGAUUUGUGGGCCUUUGGCUGUAUUAUCUUCCAGCUAUUAGCUGGUCGGCCUCCGUUCAAGGCUGGGAACGAAUAUCAAACUUUCCAGAAGAUCGUCGCGCUUGAUUAUGAGUUCCCUGCCGGUUUCCCUGCGGUCGCUCGCGAUUUAGUCGAGCGCCUGUUGGUCUUGGAUCCGGCGCGUCGGUUGCCUAUCGAACACAUCAAGAACCAUGAGUUCUUCCAGGGAAUCACCUGGGGUCCGGAUCUGUGGAAGCGAAAGGCACCCCGACUCAAGGCGUACGUUCCGCCCCCACGCGAGCCCAUCAAGCUUAACAACGGCGGCAACGGCGACGGCUACCCCGCAAGUAUCAACGCAGCAUCUGUGAGCAAUAACGCUAGUCAAAGGGUCGUUCCUCGACUGGUGACCGAGCUUCCCCCACCGAGUCAGCUAGACAUUGAAUGGUCGCCUGUGCUGACGAAGACAAACGAACGGAUUCUCAAACUCGGUAAUCUGGUCGUCUUGUCUUCGCCCGCAGCCCACAGCCCGGUAUCCAAGAACGGAGGCGAAUACGAAGCGCCCCGGAAGUUUUCGCGGUUCUUCGGCGGCAGCACAACUAAGAAGCGACAGCGUCUGGUCAUGGUAACUUCGUCCGGCCGGAUCAUCAUGGCAGCAGCUGGCGGUGAUGAGAAGAAGGCUAAGUUGGAGCUGUCCCUUCUCAAUCCGGGCACGACAUAUCGGGCUUCAACAGACGCGAAGGGGGUUUCCUGUUGGGUAGUGGAUACGCGCGAUAAGCACUAUGUUUUCGAAGAUCCUAAACCAUCAUCCGGUAGUGUUGGAACGACCGUCAUGUCCUCUCAGGAGUGGUUGGAUACCCUGGAUCGAGCCAAGGAGAUGGCUCUGGCGCAACAAGGAAACGGUUCAUAUUCAGAUGACGCCUUCCGUGACCUGUCCUCAGGACUGUCUAGCCAUGCCAACACGCUGGACCGGAGCUCAGAACUUCAGCAAGAAAGUGCACCUACGGGACGGGCCACCCUGGUCAAGCAUCAGCCGACCGACACCGACUCGGUCAAAGGGAAGAAGCGAUUCAGCCGACGUCAUUCGAAGAAUGGCCUUGCGGCGGUCUUCUAGGCCCGACCUAUUCUUCUACUGUUUCA